Talaromyces stipitatus ATCC 10500 is the source of this 3151-nucleotide messenger RNA. RefSeq names its product florfenicol exporter, putative. The record is from RefSeq and is a predicted model, not a curated record. The coding region runs from base 1 to 2967 and encodes 988 amino acids. Gene Ontology annotation, biological process: transmembrane transport. Gene Ontology annotation, molecular function: nucleic acid binding; transmembrane transporter activity. The transcript is spliced from 2 exons. NCBI's taxonomy places the organism in Eukaryota, Fungi, Ascomycota, Eurotiomycetes, Eurotiales, Trichocomaceae.
AUGGCUUCAAUGGAGCUCGCACUUGCAGCAUUACGUUCAGCGGAUCCUGGAGAAAAGCCUAAUAUUAGUUUGGUUGCAAGAACAUACGGCGUUAGCCAAUCGGGCCUUUAUAAACGUUUUCACGGCGUUACAGGCUCAAAAGAAGAGCAAUACGACAAGCAACGAAUACUCACCACCACGCAAUCAAGAGCGCUUAUAAAAUGGAUAAAUCAACUCACCGAGCGAGGCCUGCCCCCUACAAAUUCAAUGUUAGCGAACUUUGCAAGAGAAAUAUCUGGUAAAGAGCCUGGGAAAAACUGGGCUUCACGCUGGCUCAAGGCUCAUUCGGAUAAGGUGAUUUCUCGCUAUUCAACGGGCCUUGAUUCGGAUAGAAAAAAGGCAGAUUCGGCAUAUAAAUAUGCUUUAUAUUUUGAGCUUAUUGGACGGAAAAUACAGCAAUAUAACCUCGGCCCAGAGCAAAUCUAUAAUAUGGAUGAGAAGGGCUUCAUGCUUGGAGUAAGCACAAAACGGAAAAGAAUCUUUACUCGGCGCAAAUAUGAGCAAGGGGGCUAUAAGCAGCAUCUUCAGGAUGGAAAUCGAGAAUGGAUUACAACAAUUGGUUGUAUCUGUGCCAAUGGAACUGCUUUAGCGCCUAGUCUUAUUUAUAUGGCAAAAUCGGGCUUUAUACAGGAUUCUUGGCUUCAAGAUUAUGAUCCCCAAACACAGAGAUGCUUCUUUGCAGCCUCAGAGUCAGGGUGGACUAAUAAUGAUAUCGGAUAUCGCUGGUUGGUGGAUGUUUUUGAUAAAGAGACAAAAUCUCAAGCAAGCCGGGGAUGGCGCCUUCUUAUCCUCGAUGGGCAUGGAUCCCACGUUACAAUGAAGUUUAUUGAAUACUGCGACUCGAAUCGAAUUCUAUUAGCAAUCUUUCCGGCUCAUGCAACACAUACUUUACAGCCUCUUGAUGUCGCUCUUUUCUCGCCUCUUUCUAACGCUUAUACGAAGCAAUUGGAUGAUUUUAUAAGGGAUAGCCAAGGCUUCACCCGGCUCACUAAACGUGACUUUUUUCGCCUUUUUUGGGCUAGCUGGAAUGAGGUUUUUAUAAGCAAGAAUAUCAAUUCAGCAUUCAGAACGACUGGUCUAUAUCCCUUUGAUCCGGAGAUUGUUAUCAACAAAUUCAACAAGAAAAUCACCAGCCGGCCAUCCUCAAGCGAAUCCGGAGCUUCAAUUAUUCCUCCAGAAGAUUGGAGACGGCUUGAGAAGCUUGUUAAAACUGUUGUUAACAAUAUUUAUGAUGAAAAGGCUGUACAGCUUCGAGAAACGGUGUCACAUCUUUCUACUCAGCUUAUCUUGCUUCAAAAUGAGAAUCAAGGCCUGAAAAGAGCUCUCAUAAAUGCAAAGAAGCCUAAAAACAAGAAACAGCCUUUAUUACUAGGUUUACCAUCAGAACAAGAUGGUGGAGCGCUUUUUAUGAGCCCUACUAAGGUUCAGCAAGCUCGUGAUAUUAUUUCUCAAAAAAAUGACGAAGCCGCGCAGAAGCAGGCUCAUAAAGAUGAUAAAAAGCUUCAACAACAGCUUAAAAAGCAAGCUAGAGAGGCUGAAAAGGUUAAAAGAGCUCAAAUCCGACAAGAAAAACGCGAGCAGCGUGAGCAAGAGGCUGCGGAAAAGCAACGGCUUAAGGACGAGCAAGAAUUGGCUAAGCUAGCUGAUUUACAGCUUCAAAAUGAUAUAUUUCAAGGUGUAUCGCCCACAAUUAUUGGGGGUUACUCAGACCGAUAUGGCCGGAGACCAGCUAGCCUUCUCUGCUUCACAAUAUUUGCUGCAGCUAAUAUCGGCCUCGCACUGCAGACAAAUUAUGCAGCUCUACUGGUGCUGCGCUGUAUGCAAAGUGCUGGUAGCAGUGGUACGACCGCUCUAUCAAGUGCAGUUGUUUCUGAUUUAGCCACAAGACAGCAACGAGGUAGUUAUAUAGGACUUGCUGCGCUUGGGUCUUCACUUGGGCCGGCACUUGGUCCGAUUAUUGGAGGUUUGUUGGACCAUUUCCUGGGGUGGAGAGCCAUAUUUUGGUUUCUGGCAAUAUAUGCCGGUGUGAUGUUUUUGGUAUACCUCAUUUUUAUUCCAGAAACCUGCCGCAACAUUGUCGGUAACGGGUCUGUACCGCCACAGUCAUGGAACAAACCAGUUAUACAAUAUGUGAAAGCCAAGUUGAAGGAUAAGGAUAGUCGUGAGGAUUUCCAACCCACAACCACGUCCAAAAGACAGCGGCCAGGCAUACUGUCUUCUAUCACGAUCAUCUUUCAAAAGGAGUCAUUCCUGAUUCUCAUUUUCGGAGCUUUUCUCUAUGCUGGCUAUAUCCUGAUCCUAACUGGGUUACCGCAACAAUUGUCAUCAACGUACAAUUACAAUUCAAUUCAAGUCGGUCUAUGUUAUAUUCCUAUCGGUAUCGGACCAAUAGUUAUCAGGCCAAUAGUCGGUCGAAUAAUGGACGCCAACUUCCGUCGCCACGCCCGAAAAUUAGGUGUCGAAACUGUUGACAAUGUCCAACAUGAUAUCGACAAUUUUCCGAUCGAGAGAGCCCGCCUUGAGAUUUCACUGACAUGUGUCUACAUCUCAUCCAUUGCAAUUCUCCCCUAUGGAUGGGUAAUGGGAUUGAAGCACCCUCCUCUUCCAGCUGCACUUGUCCUCCUCUUCUUUAUGAGUCUUUGCACCUCAGCGGCGGUCCAACCUUUGACUGCACUAAUCAUUGAUAUCAACCCCAAAAGCGCUGCUGCUGCGAGUGCUGCAUUCAACCUGGUUCGAUGCCUCCUUGGGGCGGGAGGUGCGGCCAUAGUAAAUCCGUUGCUCAACUCUAUUGGGAGAGGAUGGACCGGUACUCUUGUUGCACUCACUUGGAUCGUGUUGAGUGUCUGCUGGUGGGCAGUCAUCAUAUGGGGUCCGCAGUGGAGAAAGCAGGCGAAGGGAAAAGCUGAACUGAAACGAGAGAGUGCUUAGAUCAAGAAAAAGGAUUUGACCAUGUAAUAUAGACGAGUCAUUGCAUGUUCGUAUUACCACUUGCCGGAUCUUACGCCCUCAUCAUCAUAACUAUUUCUCUGACAUAGAACCCACAGUGAAGCACUGCUAGAUUAAUGACUGAUGUACUAUUUGUUGCCAUAAAUUGAAAAGCUAAUUUUCUUCC